Scutellospora calospora is the source of this 577-nucleotide messenger RNA. The record is from the annotation of a GenBank genome assembly. Lineage: Eukaryota; Fungi; Glomeromycota; Glomeromycetes; Diversisporales; Gigasporaceae.
GGAAGAAGCAUGGAACUUUUUAAAUUUGUUUUAAUAUAUUCUGAUUUUGUCCUUGAUCUAUUUUUCCUUUUCACUCGAAGUCGUGAUGUACCUGUUCUAUUUCUUCCAAGUUUUUUAAUAAUUUUGGCUUCAAUUGCUGUCAAUUUUUUCAUUACCAUGUUUUUAUUCUUUAAAGAAUUUUAUGGAAAUGAUAAAUUUCAUUAUUGGGCCAAACAAAAUGUUAUUGCAACCUCAGUAUUUAUCGUUUUAAGUUACCUCGAUUUAGAAUCUUUAGAUUUUGCUUCUUCAGAUAUUUCAAAUUCAUCAUGUGUUCAAGCACCUUUUAAUGAAGGUGUAUAUGAAGCUUUAUACUUAUAUUCCAAAAAAUCCGGUUCAAAAUGGUGGCAAGUUGGAAAAGCUUCAGCUUCAAAAAGAGUAUCAUCUCGUAAACAUCCUCAUUUUUUAAGUGGUUUUGUUCCUGUUCAACCUGGUCCUGCAAUUAGAAUAUCUUCACCUCAACAAAGUCCUGGUAUUAUAUCUAGUACAGAAGAAAUUCAUGAUGAAGAAUCUGGUGAAUUUCAUGGUGCUGGUGUUGGUG